Molecule: messenger RNA, 4039 nt
Organism: Syngnathoides biaculeatus (alligator pipefish)
Lineage: Eukaryota; Metazoa; Chordata; Actinopteri; Syngnathiformes; Syngnathidae
Gene: sfi1
Product: SFI1 centrin binding protein
Exons: 31
Coding region: 238-3741 (1167 amino acids)
Molecular function (GO): phosphatase binding
Source: RefSeq, a predicted model, not a curated record
UCGGUGCUAACAAGAAAAGAAUUAAACCAACCGAGAGCCCUCGUUCGUUGUCACGUGACACGGAAAAACAAAUGCGCGGUCGCCCCCCGAAAUUUUCAAGUUGAGGUUGCGAAUAGAUUUUUAGACACUGGCAACAAAAUUAAAAAGUUUAACCACUAUCAUAGUGUCUGAUCCACGUUAUUCUUUUUAACGAGUAACGGUGGAAUUCUACUCGAAUGGAGACGUUUCUUCGUAAUAAUGGAAAAAAAAUCGAGACAGUCGAAUCUCCAAAGAGGCACAUUACACAGCGUCAGAUUUAGUGUCGAUACCAAAGCGUGUAGAGUUCAAAGCAGGAAUAUUCCUUAUAUUGUUGGAUACAGUUGGGACAAUUGUGAAAGAAUUAAGGAGCUGAGAAUAAGACACUUGGCAAGAAAGUUCCUAAAAAUAUGGACACGGAACACUUUUGGUCGAAAACUUCCUCAUGGAGCCAAGUGUCAUUAUGACAGUGUGCUACUGAGAAAAACAUUCCAGGGAUGGAAAGACGAGUGUUGGGAAUCCGGGAGGGGCUGGAGUCUUUCAGUACGUGCAGAGUAUCAUUACAGGUAUAACCUGCUGUACGUGACAUUCCGAAGCUGGCAAACUUUUAUGUCACUGCAAAUAGAAAAGAAGAGGCGAAUUCAAAAAGCUCAAGAAUUUGACGAUAAGCGCCGUAUGCGUCAGAUUUGGGAUAAGUGGAAGAUUUUCAUCCAAAGAAAUCGGCAGAAAAGCAGAGCACGUCAAAUAGCUCAAGAGCAACACAGGCGGACUCGUCUUCUUUCAGUAUGGUGUUUGUGGAAGAUGAGGCUCCAAGAGCAUCAAAACAUUUGCACUAUGGGUGACCAAGGCUUAAUGCACGGAGGAUUGAAUCUACAUAGCAAGGCAUUUCUUCAGCAAAAAGAGCUGCAAUCUGCUCCUUGUCCCAAAAUACAGAAAGAAUCUGAAGCUUCACUUCACUUCAGCAGCACAGCGACAAAGAAAUCAUUGCAUGAGUGGCAAAGCGUCGUCUCCUGUCAGCAGCACCAGAAACCAUUUAAAGCCGUAGCAAAGCACCUCGCCUGUCUUCACCUGAUGAGGCGGAGCUGGAGUGUGUGGAGGCACGAGUGGGAUCGCAAACAGAAGGAGGAAGAACGUUUGCAAGCUUCAGGGCAGCUGGCAGGUCGGGCAUCUCAGCGGCGAGCCCUCCUGCACUGGAAGGCAUAUGUGACAUGGCGCAAACAAAAAGCCGAUAAGGGCCAAAUGGCAAGUCAACAUCACCACCAUCGCUUGCAGCGUGCUUUACUUCAGGGUCUAUCUUUGAACGUGUCCCAGAACAAAGCUAAACGGCUAAAUAACAAUACUGCAGUUCAACAUCUUCACCGGACUGUCCUAAAUAAACAUUGGAAGCUGUGGAAAGAGCGACUGGAGGAGACUGAAGACAAACCUUUCCAAGCUCUGACAGACCUGGCAUUGACCAACUACAGGACGCAUCUGUUGAGUCGCUGUUUUGACCACUGGAGCGAGAAAUUUGCACACCAAAGACAUAUGCAGGAGCUGGAAUGGCGUGCUGAUGUUUGGUUUGAAGAGCACCUUUUGGCCCAUUAUUUCAAUUCGUGGUGUAAAUAUAUUCUGCAGAGAAGAAUGAAGAAGGACAGGAGAGAGAAGGCAGUUUUCUACCAUAAACAGCGCCUGUGCACUUGGGUGUUGUGCACCUGGCGGCAACAGUCAGAGAACCACAAGGACGAGAUGCUGUCGUUGCGAAUAGCCAUUCUCCACGAAGAGCAAGGCCACGUGCAGAGAGCCUGGGCUCGAUGGAGGAAACGGACGAAGCAGCUGCAGGAGAAGCACCAGCAGGCGUCUGAACGUCAUUACCCGCAAAGUCUUCCCCACGUCUCGUUGGAGCAGAGGGAAGACGCCACCAGUGAGUUCCAGGCCAGGACCAAUGACCGGCAAGCUUGUCGCCAGGGUGAACUUUACAACGUCAGAUGGGCUUUGGAUAGGUGGAAAAAGUUUGUUCAGAGACAGAAAUUGACAAAGGUUCAGCGGUGCCACGAAAACAGAAUUGGCAAGCACAGCUUCGAGCCCUGGAAGCUCCACGACACACUCAAAACAUUUGAGCCGACAGAACGAGCACUUUGGCAUUGGGCCCUCACUCUUCAAGCCAAGAUGCUGUAUGGGUGGAGGCUGUGGGUCAUAAAGAAGCGCAGGAAGAAGGUGGAGGCGUUUGAAGCUGCUCGGGUGAACAAAAUCCAGCCGCAGAAGGUGUUCCUGGCCUUGGGAGAAGAAUUAAAGGAUGGGGUUUCUGGCCGGCACCAGAAGGGAAAAGUACUCAACAGUCCUCAGAGUUCUUUCAAUCAAGUGGAGUUGCUGCGGAGGGAGCGAAUAAGCACGGAAAAAGCCCGGAAGCAUUACAACUCCAAACUGCUGUGCAAAGCGCUGAGAGCGUGGAAGACGCAGCACCAAACCCGCCUCAAAUAUCAGGGGAUGAAACGACAAGGAAUCUUGUUGCUGAGACUGAAGAUGUACCGGACCUACUUUGCACUCUGGAGGAGGAAGCUCCAGUUCAAACUCAAAGUGUCUGAGCAGACCGAGCAAGCGCUCUGGCAUUGGGCCCUCACUCUUCAAGCCAAGGUGCUGCACGCGUGGAGGCUGUGGGCCGCAGAGCAGCGUAGGAGGAAGACGGAGGGGGGGGAAGCCGCUCGGGUGGUUGAAGACCACCCGCAGGGUGCGGGCAUGACACGCGUCAUGACAGACAGCAAACCCGUGAAUGACAUCAGAAGGAGCCUGCAAGAGCUUGGAACACAACGAGAAGAAGAACCAGCGUGUUCACAAUGGGAGGAAAAACAAAGGCUCCAUAUUCAGAAGGUGGUGAAGUGUUGCGCAAUGAGGUGGAAGCGGCGGGCCCUUUGCAAGCCACUAAAAAAGACGGUGACCUUUUGUAAUCCUGAUCCGAAACCUGUUUCUCGAUCUGACACGGAGGAAAGCGACACAGACGACAGUGAGCUAAUCCAUCCCAUAAUGCGACGCCAGACUCGACGCUGCGAGGAACUGUUUGAGGCCUCACUGAGCGUAUUGCCAUAUGACGGCUGUCAACAUUCUGCCGGAGCAGCCCAACAACUGCGGGAGCACAUUUCUUCAUCCCGGACGGCUCUACUUGCACUGUCAUCCUCUCCCCUCCGUCGUCCUUUCAUUCCGUUCAGCGGAGACGAGCGUCUUGUGCCACCCCAGAAAGCUCCCAUUUCCAUCACGGACCGGACUCAGGCACAGCGUGAGCUGCUAAUGCCUCCCACUGCUUUCAUGAGCACAGAAAACAGAGGACAGUGGGGACGUGCCAGCGUUCUAACAAUGGAACCCAGUAUAGAACAUUUUUCAUCACAACCUUCAGACGUACACGCGAGAGAACUUAGCGGAGAGUCGGCGACCAAUCGAAGCUCAUCGCUGAUAAGUGAGCUGAUGAGCAUCCAGCAGGACAUGAAGAGCUUCCUGCAGGACCGGAAGCAGCUCAGGCUCUGGCAGAGAGUGAAAAAUGUCUUGCAGACUUGGCUGCAGACCAGCGGAAAAGAGGAAAUGGAUAACAGAGCAGUUUGUCAACAGGUGAAGGAGCUUGAGGAGCGCAUCGAGAGAUUGUCCUUUGAGCUGGGAACACGAAGGCUGACGAUGCGUUUCCACGCGGAAAGGCUACAACAUUUACAAGCUGUCCUCGACUGCUCGGGGUUUUCUUCUCUUUGUCGACAAGCGCGGAUGUGAACGUAACGUUUCGCGCAAUGAUUGAGAGUUAAAGUCUGGUCAAUUCAUUAUAUUUGUUAUUUUUCUCAACGGUGUACCGUGUACAUCUGAUUAUGUGCGUCAUUUUAAUGUCCUGCUGUGUUGAAGAGUUGGUGAAGUAGAAUAUAGUUCAUGUCACAUCCAUAUUUGACUUGAACACAAAGCCAGCGUAUACUUUUUAAACACUUUCCCGUUGUAAAUGUUCAGGGUUUGCUAAAAAAAAAUCAUCUUUGCUUACUCAUCAAAAUGUAAAAAUGAAUAAAAGCACAACCAGCCCUUU